Triticum urartu is the source of this 1440-nucleotide messenger RNA. The record is from RefSeq and is a predicted model, not a curated record. NCBI's taxonomy places the organism in Eukaryota, Viridiplantae, Streptophyta, Magnoliopsida, Poales, Poaceae.
AUGAUCGCCAGGACCACCCUGCGCGUCAUGUUCAAGCAGCGCUUGAAGGAGGCCAUCAAGCAGGCCGAGGACGAAGGCAGUAAAUUGAUCCUCUUCAUCGACGAGAUGCACAUGCUCAUUGGCGCAGGCGAUCGAAGCGGCACCGCGGACACCGCCAACAUCCUCAAGCCGGCGUUGACCCGUGGUCGCCUCUGCUGCAUUGGUGCUACCACCUCUCAGGAGUAUUACAGGUACAUUGAGCAGGAUGUGGCGUUCGAGCGGCGGUUCCAAAAGGUUGAAAUCGGGGAGCCGAGCUUGCAAACGACCAUUGCCAUCCUGCGGGGGCUGAAGCAGAAGUACCAAGAGCACCAUGGCGUGGAAAUCGACGACGAGGCUCUUGUUGCCGCUGUAGAGCUUGCUGCCCGUUAUAUUACCGGUCGCAUAUUUCCUGAUAAAGCAAUUGAUCUCAUGGACGAGGCGUGCACUGCGGUAAAGUUGCGUGUAAGCAAACAAAGAGAAAUAAAUGCACCGGGGGAGAUACUGAUUGUGAGCCGGUCGACUGGAAUUCCUAUCACUACACUUGAUCAAGAGGAGGAAAAACUGACUUGUCUAAUAGAUAGACUUCAUGAGCGAGUAGUUGGACAGAAUGAAGCACUUAGUUUGGUUGCACAAGCAGUGCUACGUUCUAGGGUCGGCAUUGAUAAAGCAGGUCAACCGAUAUGUUCUUUCCUCUUUUUGGGCUCGAUUGGUGUUGGAAAGACAGAACUUGCUAAAGCUCUUGCCGAGAAGCUAUUUAGUAAUGAGAAAAUGUUAGUUCAUUUUGACAUGUCUGAAUAUGCUGAGAGUGGAUCUUUGUCGCGUCUCAUUGGAGGACCUCGAAGCUAUGAAGAAGAGGGACAACUCACUGAGAUUGUCAGGCGCCGGCCAUAUAGUGUUAUCCUUUUUGACGAGGUGGAUAAGGCAAACCCCUCAAUACUCAAGGUUUUUGUUCAACUCCUCAAUGAUGGUAUGUUGGUUGAUGGCAAAGGACGAGAUGUAGAUUUCAAGAAUACAAUCAUUAUUAUAAGCUCAAAUCUAGGAUCAGAGCACCUAUCAGCUGAAGUGGCGAUGGAAAAUGCACGUGAUCUUCUCAUGAAAGAGAUUGAGAAAUGCUUCAAGCCUGAUCUUAUCAACAGAUUAAGCGAGAUUGCGAUAUUUGAGCCGCUUUCACACAACAAAUUGAGGGAAAUUGUGAACAUUCAAAUGAAGAGUAUUGUUGCCAUGAUGGCAAAUAAAUGUGUUUCUCUAUCUGUGACAGAUGCCGCCAUGGAAGUCAUUUUGUCGGAAUCACACGAUAUGGUGCACGGUGCGAGGAAUAUAAAGAUGUGGGUACGAAAGCAUGUGAUGAUAAUUCUUUCAAAUAUGUUAGUUAAUAGAGAAGCAUGUAAAGGCUCAACGAUCUCCAUAGAUGCCAGUGACGAU